UAUCGACAGCUUUAGUGACUCGUCUGAACGUGUCGCGCAGUGGCCAGAUACAGUCGUCCUCGAUGCAAACAAGCACACGGGUACGUGUCGUCAUCGCAGGCUCCGUAUCGCUGACACCGCGCAGCGUGUGAUUCCUGGAGGCGGAAUGGCCUGCGUGGACUGUGUGGGGACGCCCGGCAGCGUGGCAUGUUCGCUCGUGCCUCCGGACGCCGCUCUGGAACACCCAGUGACCACAACGUUCCCGCACAGUUGCCGAGAAUGCUUCAAUGACUGCAUCGCCAAGCUCGUGUCCCUGGCUGACGUGCAGGAGAAGAUGACAUUCGGCCAGGCUCUCCAGCGGCAGCACAAGGAGGGCAAGCUGAAGAAAAUCACCGAGACCACGGACUCUGAGACCUUCCUGGCGACGACGGGCUCCAAGCAGCAGCAGCAGCAGUACACCACAUGCGACACCGUGGUGCAGCUGUAUUACAUCGACACCCACUCGGCGUCCAGGGUGUACGCCAAUCUCUUCACCUGCAAGAGACUCAGCGACCUGCACUCGGGCAUCCACAACAAGAGCUUCGGAUUUCGUCUGAUUCGAAGAAUCCUCUUCAUCGAAGACAAGAUGCCGGACAACUUCGUGAAGGCUUACGACGAGUUUGCCGCCACACGCGCCCGCUCCUUCCAUCCGCAUCCCGACAUGCGAAGCAAGAUCCAGCGGUACAUGCUGAUGGAGAGCGACUACUGUGGAGAGAGCAUCCUGCACGCAAGGAUCAAGCCGUCGCAGGCUAUCAGCAUCAUCGGCCAGGUGGCCUGCACGCUGGCCGUGGCCGAGCGCGAGCUGCAGUUCGAGCACCGGAACCUGCACGAGGAGAACAUCAAGGUGCAGGCGUCCACGAGCAAAAACCAGCACUUCCUGCUCGACGACCGCAUCUGCUGCGUCAAGGGCGCCGGCCUCAAGGUGACGCUCUUCGACGACAACUUCAGCAGGAUCACCUACAACGAUGAGGUGGUGAUGCGCAUGAAGAACUACAACUGCCUGUACCGGGAGAAGACGGCCAUCUAUCUUACCAUGGAGCGGAUCAUAAA
Molecule: messenger RNA, 1068 nt
Organism: Ixodes scapularis (black-legged tick)
Lineage: Eukaryota; Metazoa; Arthropoda; Arachnida; Ixodida; Ixodidae
Product: serine/threonine-protein kinase haspin homolog
Biological process (GO): intracellular signal transduction; mitotic cell cycle
Cellular component (GO): nucleus; cytoplasm
Molecular function (GO): histone H3T3 kinase activity
Source: RefSeq, a predicted model, not a curated record